Phycomyces blakesleeanus NRRL 1555(-) is the source of this 2332-nucleotide messenger RNA. RefSeq lists its product as hypothetical. NCBI's taxonomy places the organism in Eukaryota, Fungi, Mucoromycota, Mucoromycetes, Mucorales, Phycomycetaceae. Bases 1 to 2175 code for a protein of 724 amino acids. Gene Ontology annotation, cellular component: MCM complex; nucleus. Gene Ontology annotation, biological process: double-strand break repair via break-induced replication; DNA replication initiation; DNA replication. The record is from RefSeq and is a predicted model, not a curated record. Gene Ontology annotation, molecular function: single-stranded DNA helicase activity; ATP binding; single-stranded DNA binding. The transcript is spliced from 14 exons.
AUGGCAAGCCUAGGAUGGGAUCGCGGUCAAAUUUACUCUACAAGCGUGCUUCCUGGAGAAGAACAGAGAGACUCUCAUUCUGAGUUGACCUCAAUGUUCCUUUCAUUCAUCCAGAACUUCCGUCUCGGCAACAACUAUAUCUACAGAGACCAAUUGUCUGACAACCUCAAGGUUAAGCAGUACUUUAUCGAAGUUAACAUGAACCACCUCAUCAACUUCAAUGCUGCCUUGGCCAACAAAUUGACAGGAUCCCCUGCCGAACUUUUGCCUUUGUUUGAAAAUGCAGUUAAAGAAAGUGCAAAGCGUAUAAUGUUCACUAAACCUGGAGAAAUAAGCAACUUGGAUGUACCUGAUUGCCAGGUCAUGCUUACCUCUGACGCUAAUGUUAUUCAAAUUCGCGACCUUAAUUCCAACUAUAUUGGAAAACUUGUUCGCAUUCCAGGUAUUGUGAUUGGUGCGUCGACAUUGAGCUCUCGUGCCACCUAUGUUAGCAUUAUGUGCAAAUCGUGUCGCCAUUCAAAGGUGAUCCCUAUUGACGGUGGAUUCUCUAGAAUUUCCUUACCACGCGUGUGCGACAGCACACCAUUAGAUCAAACGAUGAAGAACAGCUGUCCUAUGGAUCCUUACAUGAUUGUCCAUGACAAGUGUAAAUUUGUGGACUCUCAAGUAAUUAAACUUCAAGAGGCUCCAGAUAUGGUACCCGUGGGUGAUCUUCCCCGCCACACUAUUCUCAAUGCUGAUAGAUGGUUGACAAACCGAGUGGUUCCUGGUAUGAGAACCGUUGUAAUGGGUAUUUACUCUAUUUUCCAGAGCAAAGCUUCCAAAUCUACAGGCGCUGCUGCUGUACGAACACCUUACAUUCGCAUCAUCGGCUUACAAAUCGAUAAACACAACAGUGGUCGUGGAAAGGCUGUUUUCACAGACACAGAAGAGGAAGAGUAUAUUAAAAUGUCACGUCAACCUGAUUUGUACAAAACUUUUGCAGCAAGCAUUGCACCUUCUAUCUUUGGAAAUGCCGAUAUCAAAAAAGCUAUUGCCUGUUUGUUAUUUGGAGGAUCUAAGAAAGUGCUUCCAGAUAGUAUGAGAUUAAGAGGUGAUAUCAGUGUCCUAUUGUUGGGUGAUCCUGGUACUGCUAAGUCUCAGCUGUUAAAGUUUGUUGAGAUGGUUGCUCCAAUCGCCGUCUACACAUCUGGCAAAGGCAGUAGUGCGGCUGGUUUGACAGCUUCUGUCAUCCGUGACCCAAGCUCGGGAGACUUUUAUUUGGAAGGAGGUGCCAUGGUUUUGGCAGAUGGUGGUGUUGUCUGCAUUGAUGAAUUUGAUAAGAUGCGUGACGAAGACAGAGUUGCUAUUCACGAAGCUAUGGAACAGCAGACUAUUUCAAUUGCCAAGGCAGGUAUCACUACCAUCCUUAAUUCCAGAACUUCUGUUUUGGCUGCAGCAAAUCCUGUAUUUGGUAGAUACGAUGACAUGAAGAGCCCAGGAGAGAAUAUUGAUUUCCAAACCACCAUCUUGUCUCGUUUCGAUAUGAUCUUUAUUGUUAAAGACGAACACAAUGAAGCCCGUGAUAUGUCUAUCGCUCGUCACGUGUUGAAUGUACAUAUGAACAGACAAACUCAAGAGGCUGUUAUGGGCGAAAUUGAUCUCGAUAAGAUGAAAGCGUAUAUCAACUAUUGCAAAGCUAAAUGCGCUCCUCGACUCACUGCAGAAGCAGCUGAAAAGCUGAGCAGCCAUUUCGUAAGCAUUAGAAAGGAAGUCAAGGAAGCCGAAAGAGAAACACAGGUUCGCUCGUCAAUUCCCAUUACUAUCAGACAGCUGGAAGCUAUCAUUCGUAUUUCAGAGUCUUUAGCCAAGAUGACACUCUCUCCUGUAGCAACAGAAAAGCACGUUGAAGAAGCCAUUCGUUUGUUCAAAUAUUCGACUAUGGACGCUGUUCAGAGUGGAGGAGCCGAUGGUAUGUCUCGUAGUGAAAUUAUGGCCGAAGUUCAAACAAUCGAAGCAGAGGUGCAGCGUCGUUUGCCAAUCGGAUCACAAGUGCCUGUGGCCAAGAUCAAGAGCGAUUUCCUUCAGCAGGGUUACUCUGAAGCAGCUAUUCUCAGAGCCUUGACUAUCCUUGGCCGUAGAGAAGUAUUGCUGUUCAGAAACCAGGGAAAGACUGUUCUUAGACAGGCAGUUUAAAAAAAACGGGCGAUAUAAACAAAGAGACAGAGCGAAAAAAGAGCAAAGGACUUUUGAUAUCAUAUAUGUGUAAAUAACAACAAUAGCCUAAAAAUUCAUAUCUAUUCUUAUUUAACUUUCGCUAAUUCAUUACAGAAUAAAAAAAUUAUUGUAACUU